AUGAUCGCCCAGGGAACGACCCGACGCGGGCGCAGGUGCAGCACUGCCAAGGCAUUUCUCCGUCCUGUUCGACUCCGGAAAAAUCUCCACAUCUCUCUCUUCACCUUUGUUCACAAGGUUUUGAUUGACAGGAAUGACAAGGCAUUCGCCAUCAAGUACGAGAAGCACGGGAGGAUCGGACACGCUUUUGCCAAGAAAGAAAUAAUUCUCUCUGCUGGAACAAUCGGUUCCCCGACGAUUCUAAUGCAUUCCGGAAUUGGGCCAAAAGAACAUCUCGAGGAAUUUGGGAUUCCCGUUAUCCGUGAUCUGCCGGUUGGGAGAAAUCUGCAAGACCAUAUCGGAGUUUUCGGGCUGAAUUUUUUGGCGAAGAAAGGCUUGGCCUUCAAGCAAGACCGCUACGAAAAGCUUUCUUCCAUCCUCAAGUAUUAUCUGAAAGGCGAAGGUCCACUGACCAGUAUUGGAGGAGUCGAAGCCCUUGCUUUCAUGCACACCAAGUACUCAAAUGAUUCCAAUUUGCCCGAUGUGGAAUUCCACUUCAUCCCAGGAUCUCCAGCAGCAGACGGUGGGCGACAUCUGUGGAGGGCGCAGGGUUUACCCUUUGAAGUGUAUGAAGAAUUUUAUGAGCCGCUGCUCGACAAGGACGUGUGGACGUGCUUGCCGAUGCUGUUACGCCCGAAGAGCGUCGGGGUCAUCAAGCUUCGAAGCAGCAACGUUUACGAGUACCCCCUCAUUUACCCCAACUACCUCACCCACCCCCUGGACACUGCCACUUUGGUGGAAGCUCUCAAAAUGAUGAUCUUGAUGUCAGAGACGAAGGCGUUUAGGGAAGUUGGAACGCGCGUUUACGCGAGGCCGUUUCCGGGUUGCGAGAACCAUGAUUUAUUUUCGGACAAAUACUUCGAGUGCCUCGUGCGACACACCACGCAAACCAUUUACCAUCCCGUUGGUACCGCCAAAAUGGGACCAUCCUGGGAUCCUGAAGCAGUCGUGGACCCAGAACUCAGGGUUUACGGCAUUAAAAGUUUGCGGGUGGCGGACUGUUCAAUCAUGCCGACCAUCGUAUCAGGAAAUACCAACGCCCCGACCAUCAUGAUCGGGGAACGAGCUUCUGACCUCAUCAAAGCCAAGUGGGGUUACGUAGCAUGACAUCAGUUGGCGGCUCAACCCGCAUCAACCUCGUCUAGGGAGCAUCCUCGCAAUAUCUGAAGCGAAUGAUAUUAAAUGGCCAUAUUUUCUUUUGCUGUUCAGGGAUUGAUAAGUUUUUGGAAUAAAGGGGCUAGAGAAGAUGGCAACAGAAAGAUAGCGGGUUUGGUAAAAUGUGAUUGUACUCGCUGCUUCUUUCACAUUAUUUCUCGAUUAUUUUCGGCAUAAAUGAGUAUGCAUUCAAUCUAU
Messenger RNA from Notodromas monacha, 1392 nucleotides. The record is from the annotation of a GenBank genome assembly. Lineage: Eukaryota; Metazoa; Arthropoda; Ostracoda; Podocopida; Cyprididae.